Messenger RNA from Orycteropus afer afer, 195 nucleotides. NCBI's taxonomy places the organism in Eukaryota, Metazoa, Chordata, Mammalia, Tubulidentata, Orycteropodidae. The record is from RefSeq and is a predicted model, not a curated record.
AUGGCGGCCCCGACGUUUACUGCUAAUUUGUACUCCCUGCUGUUCCGCAGGACCUCCACGUUCGCCCUCACCAUCGCCGUGGGCGCCUUAUUCUUCGAGCGCGCCUUCGACCAAGGCGCGGACGCAAUCUACGAGCACAUCAACGAGGGGAAGCUGUGGAAACACAUCAAACACAAGUACCAGAACCAAGAGUAG